AUUUUGUCGUGGCUGCAAAAUUGAGUGCACGGAAGACAGAGCUUGUGUUGGGAAUGCUUACAUUGCUGUAGACUGGGAUCCAACAGCACUCCACCUGCGCUACCAGACAUCGCAAGAACGGAUUGUAGAAGAACAUGAAAGUGUUGAACAAAGCCGACGAGCUCAAGCAGAGCCCAUCAACCUGGACAGUUGUCUUAGAGCCUUCACCAGUGAGGAAGAACUAGGGGAGGAUGAGAUGUACUACUGUUCCAAAUGCAAGACCCAUUGUUUGGCCACCAAAAAACUGGAUCUUUGGAGACUUCCCCCUAUUUUGAUCAUUCACCUGAAAAGGUUUCAGUUUGUAAACGGCCGCUGGAUAAAAUCUCAGAAAAUUGUUAAAUUUCCCAGAGAAAAUUUUGACCCAAGUGCCUUUUUGGUACAAAGGGAUCCAAGUCAUUUUCAAAGAAAGCAGCUAACGCUCCAGGUCGACAGCCUUCCCGAACCACGGACUCUCCAAGGGGAGUCUAGAAAAAUAGAUCUGCAGAUCACUUGUACACCAGGAGAGGGAGAUGCACUGAACAGAAGUCCAUCCUCCCUUAACACUACUGUCUUGAAUAAUAUCAAAGCAUCUCCGUCUUUGGGGAGGAAAAGUGGAACCAGUUGUCCUUCAAGUAAAAACAGUAGCCCAAAUAGUAGCCCGAGGACUUUAGGAAGAGGUAAAGGGCGUCUGCGGCUACCACAACUGGGUAAAAACAAACUGUCAAGUAGCAAAGAAAAUUUGGAUGCAAGUAAAGAGAACGGUACUGACCCAGAGCAGAGAUUUACUUCUGAUCAAGGUGAUGCUCUUACUAAAGGGCAGAUUUUGGGUGGUAGUCAGAGUGAACUAUAUACUGCUCAGGACAAUGAGAUGACACUGGCCAACGGAUACAUCUGUGAGCAGAAUGCAUAUAGCAACAGCAGCAUCAACGGUCAAAUUGAUAACCACAGUGAGGACGAUACUACAGAUGACCAAAGAGAAGACGUAUGCGUUAACCCUAUUUACAACCUAUAUGCAAUUUCAUGCCAUUCAGGAAUUAUGGGAGGGGGUCAUUAUGUCACUUAUGCCAAAAACCCGAACAACAAGUGGUACUGCUACAACGACAGUAGCUGUAAGGAAUUGCAUCCCGAUGAGAUCGACACCGACUCUGCCUACAUUCUGUUCUAUGAGCAGCAGGGGGUAGACUAUGCACAAUUUCUGCCAAAGAUAGACGGCAAAAAGAUGGCAGACACGAGCAGCAUGGAUGAAGAUUUUGAGUCGGAUUAUAAGAAGUACUGUGUUUUACAGUGAACAGAUGAGCUUCCACGGACCGUUUUGAAAACGUGAGGGAUAGCGUCCUGCAACUUACAUUUGGCGAAAAAUGUUAUUGAAACAGAUAACCUGAGUGUAGUUAUUGUACCCUGUGAUCUGAAAGCACAAACAGAACCCCCUAAUUAAAUAGCAGUUAAUAUGAAGAUAGUACUGUUUUGUUCCGUUAUCUCUACAUGCUCUAAAACGUUUCUGAUGUUAGACAUCAGGCUGAGACUGCCAUUGGCCUUUAAAUAAAAUGGUUUGAGAAAAGCCGACUAGGACCAAAUAAG
Molecule: messenger RNA, 1596 nt
Organism: Eurypyga helias (sunbittern)
Lineage: Eukaryota; Metazoa; Chordata; Aves; Eurypygiformes; Eurypygidae
Product: ubiquitin carboxyl-terminal hydrolase 32-like
Exons: 6
Biological process (GO): protein deubiquitination
Cellular component (GO): Golgi apparatus
Molecular function (GO): cysteine-type deubiquitinase activity
Source: RefSeq, a predicted model, not a curated record